Dendrobium catenatum is the source of this 2930-nucleotide messenger RNA. Its product is annotated as G-type lectin S-receptor-like serine/threonine-protein kinase At1g34300. The record is from RefSeq and is a predicted model, not a curated record. Bases 165 to 2666 code for a protein of 833 amino acids. The transcript has a single exon. Gene Ontology annotation, biological process: recognition of pollen; protein phosphorylation. Gene Ontology annotation, molecular function: ATP binding; protein serine/threonine kinase activity. Lineage: Eukaryota; Viridiplantae; Streptophyta; Magnoliopsida; Asparagales; Orchidaceae.
ACACGCAUCAGCAAAUGCGGCGACUCAUCAAAACCAAAGUCCCCUCACAAUUCAUAUUCUUCUUCGUCUUUCUUAUCUUAAUUCCUCUUCGUCUGCCUCCUUUUCCUCACAUUCUCACGCGACAGGCAGAAACCGAGUAGGAAAUCUAGGAAGAGGGGGGCAAAAUGAAAACCAUAACUAUUUUUCUUUCUUCUAUAGCCAUCUUGAUCGUCUUCCGUGGCGAAUCCGCUGCUUCGGACAUCAUUCUAGGCUCGACCCUGACGACGAGAAACUCCUCCUCCUGGCCUUCCCCCAACAACACCUUCUCUCUAACCUUCAUUUCUGAACCACAAAACCCUUCCCUCUUUCUCGCCGCCAUCACGUAUGUCGGUGGCGUCCCCAUCUGGUCAGCCGGCUCAGUGGACUCCGGUGGCACACUCCAACUCCAACCCGACGGCAACCUACGCCUCUCCAACUCUUCGGGUGCCCCCGUUUGGGAAUCCGGAACCGCUAACCGCGGUGUCAACACCGCAUCCCUCGAUGACUUCGGUAACCUCAAACUCACCAACGGAAGCAAUUUCAUCGUGUGGGAGACCUUCGAAAACCCUACUGAUACCAUCCUGGAAUCUCAAAACUUUACCUAUGGGAAAGUUCUCCGAUCCGGGGCUUAUUCCUUCACCGUCCUCCAAACGGGAAAUCUGACCCUUAAAUGGAAUAGCUCAAUUAUUUAUUUCAAUAAGGGAUUGAACUCUUCUUUUAGCUCCAAUAAACACCUUGUUUCUCCCGUCCUUAUGCUCCAGACCGACGGAAUUCUUUCCCUUUUCGAUGAUACUCUUCCGAGCUCUGUUGUCAUCGCUUACAGUAGCAAUUAUGGAGAGAAUGGGGACAUGCUUAGGUUUAUUAGAUUGGAUAAAGAUGGAAAUUUGAGAGCUUAUAGUAUUCUUCGGGGAAGCAGCACUGCUAAUAGUCGGUGGUCCGCUGUGGAAGAUCAAUGUGAUGUAUUUGGGUGGUGUGGCAACUUUGGCAUAUGCAGCUAUAACGAUUCUUCGCCAGUAUGCGGUUGCCCAUCGGAGAACUUCGCACUCGUUGAUCCGAAUGACAGCACACGGGGUUGUAAACGCAAGGUGGAGAUCCAGGACUGCCCUGAAAAUUCUACGAUGCUUGUACUGGACAAUACACAGUUCUUGACUUAUCCACCUGAGGUAUCCAAUGAGCAGUUCUUUCUUAGCAUCACAGCCUGCAGGCAGAACUGCCUAAAUGGUGGAUCAUGUGUCGCCUCGACCUCUCUUGCUGAUGGUUCGGGGUUUUGCCAUCUCAAGUUCUCCAAUUUUGUUAGUGGCUAUCAGUCCCCUUCCUUCCCUAGCACUUCUUUUGUCAAGGUUUGUUCUCCGGCUGAACCAUUCACGCCAUUGGCCGGUUCAACGCAGUUUAAGUCCAGUUCGUCUAGGUUGAAGACAUGGGUAGUGGUGGUGGUGGUAGUCGGUGCUAUUCUUGGCCUGGUGGCGAUAGAGGUUGGGUUUUGUUGGUUCUUCUGCAUGAAAGGUCCUAAGUUCGGUCUUUCUUCGAUGCAGUAUGCACUUUUGGAAUACGCAUCUGGUGCUCCUGUGCAAUUCUCAUACAAGGAAUUGCAGCGCACCACGAAAGGCUUCAAAGAGAAGCUUGGUUCAGGCGGAUUUGGUGCCGUGUAUAAAGGGGCUCUUGCAAACAAGACACUGGUUGCUGUGAAGCAGCUGGAAGGGAUUGAGCAAGGGGAAAAACAGUUCAGGAUGGAGGUGGCUACCAUAAGCAGCACUCACCAUUUGAAUCUGGUGAGGUUGAUUGGUUUUUGCUCUGAGGGGAGGCAUAGACUGCUAGUUUAUGAGUUCAUGAAAAAUGGAUCUUUAGAUAACUUUUUAUUCCACGGUGAAUCUGGAAAGUUGAAUUGGGCAACCCGGUACAGGAUAGCCAUUGGCACUGCAAGGGGAAUAACUUACUUGCAUGAGGAAUGUCGAGAUUGCAUUGUUCACUGCGACAUAAAACCUGAGAACAUUCUGCUUGAUCAAAACUACAAUGCAAAGGUUUCGGAUUUUGGCCUUGCAAAGCUCAUAAAUCCCAAGGAUCAUAGACAACGGACCUUGACUAGUGUUCGGGGGACGAGAGGUUACUUAGCUCCUGAAUGGCUUGCAAAUUUACCAGUGACUUCAAAAUCUGAUGUCUAUAGCUAUGGGAUGGUUUUGCUCGAAAUUGUGAGUGGGCGCCGAAAUUUUGAUAUUUUAGAUGAGACGGGGAAGAAGUUCUCCAAUUGGGCUUAUGAGGAGUUUGAAAGAGGAGGAAUUAGAAGUAUCAUUGAUAAAAGGCUCUUUGCCUCUGAGAUUGACAUGGAACAGCUUGAAAGAGCAGUUGAGACAAGCUUUUGGUGCAUCCAAGAGCAGCCAUCACAGAGGCCCUCAAUUGGGAAGGUGGUGCAAAUGCUUGAGGGAAUCAUAGAGAUUGGAAAGCCUCCACCUCCAAAGGCAACUGAUAGCUCUUCGACUGCUGUCAGCCUAAGCUUGAGCACAAGCAUUCAUUCGAUUUUUAUUAGUUCUGAGCCACACCCUUCUUCUUCAAGUUCAGCUCAAGGAAAACAUUCGAGUUCAUCAAUUUCCAUGGCAAACCUAGAGAAGGCGUCCUCGUCACUACUUGCGCAAGAGCAGUCUGCUAGUAGAUAAUUCAUAUGUCCCGUAGUUCUAUCUUCUUGUUUCUUCUUUCAUCUGCAGGCUUUUAGCAACCGUAUUAUAUGAAUUUCAAAAUCUUUUUGUAAGAACUUUUCAUUUUUUUCCGGGGAUGCCGGUGAUGUGGACGGCGUCGUUCAAAGCCUAGCAACUUUACCAUGAAUAGAUGUAUUCAGUAUAAUUUUGGGUAAAAAUCAGGUGGACUGAUAUGCCCAUCUUAUUUGGAACACCUGAAGUAUGAAUGAAUUAAUCUUAUCUCAA